CUGAGCUCAUUGACAAAGUACGGAAGAAAAGAGGCCAGCAAAAAAAUGGUUAAUGUUGGCCUUAAAGGGAGGUGGCCAGGCCCAAUAAGAAGGGCCCUGGGAGCCUAUAAAGCCGGCCCAACGCCAAGGGGGCCAGACUACGCCUCCAGCAGCCACAGGCUUCCUGGGGAACCUUCCCACCAGACUUCCCAGACAGGGCUUUUUUUUCUCUGUCUCUCCUGCUACUCCCAUGAUCAGCCUUGUUGACAGGGUCCCAGGUCCAGGAUUUCAUCGCUGCAGACAAAUUCCAAGUGUACCUCCAGCAACUGCAGAAGGUGGGGAACACGAGAAGGGUCUGACCAGAUCCCACAUGGCUCAGGAGGCCCCGCCUUUGACCCAGAUGUCAGCAACCAGCCCAGAUGUGAUGACUUAGUGCCUCCAGAGACUGCCAACACUCCUAAGAACCCUGGCUGUGCCACAGAGAAGUCCAGGACAAAUCAAGUGCCUCAGGUGCCCAGACUCUGAGGAUGCAGCUGCUGUGCCCAGCAGAUGCUGCCGCAGACCAACUCUACCUGCUCUUUCAGCUUCUGCAGCUGACAGACCCAAACCAUCACAGAGCUCCCUGUAACAGCAUUUCCUGUGAUACAAACGCCUGCCUUUACUCAAAGAGAAUCACCUUCCUCUCUAAAGAUGGAGCCAUUGUUUAAAACAGAUUUCUGUGACCCUUUUGGCAAAUCCUGAAAGUGGCGUGGUAAAGACAUGGAUGUGACUCCCCUGGUCCACAUCCUGGGUGUGGAGAUCUACCCAGGAACCGUGCAGCCGGGAGCCUCCAACAGCACCUCCGCGGAGCUCAACCUGUCCCAGCUGCUGCUUGGUGCUGCCCUGGCAAACCAGACGGGUGAGCUCUCUGAGCACCAGCAGUACAUCAUUGGCCUCUUCCUCUCCUGCCUGUAUACCAUCUUCCUCUUCCCCAUCGGCUUUGUGGGGAACAUCCUGAUCCUGGUGGUGAACAUUAGCUUCCGUGAAAAGAUGACAAUUCCAGACCUGUACUUCAUCAAUUUGGCUGCAGCAGACCUUAUCCUGGUGGCCGACUCCCUGAUCGAGGUGUUCAACCUGGAUGAGCAGUACUAUGACAUCGCUGUGCUCUGUACCUUCAUGUCUCUCUUCCUGCAGAUCAACAUGUACAGCAGCGUCUUCUUCCUCACCUGGAUGAGCUUUGACAGGUACAUUGCGCUGGCCAAGGCCAUGCGCUCCAGCCUCUUCCGCACAAAGCACCGUGCCAGGCUGAGCUGUGGCCUCAUUUGGAUGGCUGCUGUCUCAGCCACCCUAGUGCCCUUCACAGCUGUCCACCUGCAGCACACUGAGGAGGCCUGUUUCUGCUUUGCAGAUGUCAAGGAAGUACAGUGGCUGGAGGUCACCCUGGGGUUCAUUGUGCCCUUUGCCAUCAUAGGGCUUUGCUAUUCCCUCAUCGUCCGAGUCCUAGUCAAGGCUCACAGGCACCGAGGUCUGCGCCCCCGCAGGCAGAAGGCCCUCCGCAUGAUCUUCGCUGUGGUCCUGGUCUUCUUCAUCUGCUGGUUGCCAGAGAAUGUCUUCAUCAGUGUCCACCUCCUGCAGCGGACACAGCCAGGGGCUGCUCCCUGCAAACAGUCCUUCCGCCAUGCCUACCCUCUGACCGGCCACAUCGUCAACCUUGCAGCUUUCUCCAACAGCUGCCUGAAUCCCCUCAUUUACAGCUUCCUCGGGGAAACCUUCAGGGACAAGCUGAGGCUGUAUAUUGAGCAGAAGACAAACAUGCCAGCCCUGAACCGCUUUUGCCAUGCAGCCCUGAAGGCAGUCAUCCCAGACAGCACAGAGCAGUCAGACACCAAGUUCAGCAGUGCUGUGUGAGAAGUCUUGCCACAAAUAGCAUGCGCUUGGGCUGGGUGGACAGGAGGCACAGGCACAUCACACUCCUAUACCUCUGUGCAGAAGUGAGGGUCACACCUGCUGGGCAAACCCUGCUCCAGUCCUCCCUGGCCUUGUCCUACUCACAGACUUGCAAGGAACCAAACACUCAUGACUGCAGGGCAUGGCUCUGGCCUCAGAGGGAACAGCAUAUAGCUCGGCUGUCCAUGCACACACUGUUUCCCAAGUGGAAAAUGAUUCCAUUCUUGACCAACAACAGCCAAAAGGCAGAGGGCGACUGUAGGGAGAGCUCUUAGUUCAAAGGUAAACCUGCAAAACGUCAGUGGCCCCAGGGUGAAAUGAAGUCUAGAGACAGAAUAUGCCCUGCUGAUCUACACUGGAUGUCCCCUACACUUGAGUGUAAUUCACUCCACACACAGUAACUUGUGAAUACUGAACUGAAGAGGAAAAGAAAGAAGUGUUCCUCUUGGACACACCCAAGCAUUCUUAUCUCUUCCAGUGCUGCAGCGCUGCUCCUAGCCAGCCCUUGAAUACCAGCCAGGUAACUGAGUGCUGAGCUGGGAAGGCCCUCCUUUAGCAAAAUGACUGCCCGCCUGCUGCCUGACCGGAGAUGCCACUUCAUAGCUAUAUUGUUUACAGCAGUCUCUGUAAUUCCCAGAGUGUGGAAUGAGACUGGGAGCCACCAUGAAAUACUCUGCAUGUACAAUUGAAAAAUAUGCCGCUACAAAAAUGUUAACAGUGGGGACAAUGAUGAUAAUAUAAACAGUUUUCAUUAAAAUGUAAAGGAAAGAAAACUGCUAUAAUAUGCAGUGUUUAUCAAUAAAAUGAAGUCAUGUGCUGAUUCUUCUAAAUGGUGUAAGCAGCUCCAUGGUAGGAUGAAAAGAGGGCCAAGGAGGGGCCUUCAGAAGGAGCCACAGGAUCAGAAUGGCUCUUCUGUCACAAAGGAGGCCCACAGUCUCACGAAGCUCACAAAAGGGCAAGACGGCCCUGACCUGCUCUGUCCCAGAACAACCCUCUGCCAUGUUUGAGGGCCAUUUCUCUGGCCAAGAGGUCCAGGUCUCCAGACACGCAUGC
Molecule: messenger RNA, 2958 nt
Organism: Fukomys damarensis (Damara mole-rat)
Lineage: Eukaryota; Metazoa; Chordata; Mammalia; Rodentia; Bathyergidae
Gene: Gper1
Product: G protein-coupled estrogen receptor 1
Exons: 3
Coding region: 739-1866 (375 amino acids)
Biological process (GO): G protein-coupled receptor signaling pathway
Cellular component (GO): membrane
Molecular function (GO): G protein-coupled receptor activity
Source: RefSeq, a predicted model, not a curated record